Molecule: messenger RNA, 1780 nt
Organism: Triticum aestivum (bread wheat)
Lineage: Eukaryota; Viridiplantae; Streptophyta; Magnoliopsida; Poales; Poaceae
Exons: 4
Coding region: 428-799 (123 amino acids)
Cellular component (GO): nucleus
Source: RefSeq, a predicted model, not a curated record
CUCCUCCCCCCAUCUCCUCAUCGCCGCCAUCGACGACGCUCCCCUCGAUCCCUCCCACCGCCGUCUCCCUCCCUCAGAUCAAGCUCCCCCACCCCUCUCCCUCCCUCCUCUCGAAGCUCCCGCGUCCCACCGCCACGCACCGUGCUCCUCUGCAGCUUCUGCAGCGACGCAGCCGCCGCUGACUACCACGCCACCUCCUCCCUUCCAGAUCGCGGCCGCCACCUCCCUCCGGCGGAGCACGCCGCCGUCCAUGGCAUCCCCCACGCCCUACUCCUCUCGCCCACCCGGCACCCUUCCUCCUCCAAGAAAGCAAAGCUGCACCCUCUCCCCUCGGAUCCAUGGCGCUGCUCAGCACCGGCGGCCGCGGGCUCUCUCCCAUCGGCGCACCCGCUAGCCUCGGCUGGGCCCCGGACGAGCAGCCGCGCGGAUGACGACCAUCACCGACACCCUCCAGAUGAUGUCGGAGGCGGCUCCCGGUGGACUGGAGCGCACAGAGUGGUCGGAGGUCGUCGCGCUCGGCGAUGUGGUGUCCAGGCAGGCCACCGUCGCUGGGAUGGUCUGGAGCGGAGACUUGCCUGGUGUGGAAACGCUCAAGGAGAACAUUGCUGCGUAUUUCAACGUCCUGCAGGGUUUCCUUUUGGCCUGCCAUGGAAGCACGGUCGGUGCCGGUCCUACGCUUCACAAGUAUAUCACUAGUUCUGCAAAAGGCGUGGUGGAUGCCAGCUUCUCGUUGUUCAAGCUUGCUGUUUCUACCUAUGCGAAGUGCGGCUGGACGACCGAGGCUGCUAUUCUGCCUUGAUGUGCACACAAAGAGUUCCUGGACCUGACUUGAAGCAAGGAUACCUGCGGCUGCAAGCCAACAAUAUCUGAAGACAGGUGCUGCUUGUCUAUGUUCUCAGCAUAGCUAUAGGCUGCCAUGUCUUUUCCACUUUCCUUUUCGCUUUCUGUAAUGCUAAUUUGACGGUCAGCCUAUAGUUAUGCGAAGAACAUCGGCAAGCAGCACCUGUCUUCAGACAUACACUGCCAUGUCUUGUUCCAUUAAUCACCUAGUGCUCCUGUUAGUGACAUUCAUCUAGUAUUUUAUUUUGCAAAGCAUGCAAUGGUUUGGAGUACUUGGUCAUGGCCUGAUGGAACCUACAUGUCGUUACUACAGCAGCUAGAAGCAAUCCAUUUUAUUAAAAGCAUUCUGGUUAGCAUUUGGUCAUGGCAUCACUUUGAUGUUCUGUUUGUUUUAAAUCUGGUUGCAAGUUUACUAUUUUACCAUAACCAUUAUCUUACGUUUUUGGCAUUGAGCAUUGGUGGAUCUCAACAGCUAUAUGAUGAAUACACAUCAUGAUAUAUACUUGAUGAAUCUGCCUGCUACAUCUCAACUUGUGUAUCUGUUUUGGUAUCUCUUCCACUGUGUAUCUAUUUUCUUGUAUGAGUGGGUAUCUCAUCUUAACUAGUUGGAGAACAAAAAGCAUGGUACUAGCUAGCUCAAUUUGUGUUAUCAUUCUAAAUAAAUGUCAUUUUCUUGAAUGGUUUGUUCAUAAUAUAUUUGCCUCAGUUUUUCUAAUUCUUCUCUCAUUCAUGUAACAGGGUGACAGAGGAAGCCAUGUUGCCGUUUUUUUGGUUCCCAGCCUUGACUAUGGCUGUCCAGCGAGUCCGGCAUGUCGUCAUUUUCUUGUAAAGCAGUAUUGUAUCACACUUGUAGAGCUCAUUACACAUGUAGAUCUUGUAAAGUACUGUAUUACACAUGGUCAUAUGUAUUGGCAACGUGAUCCGGUUGCUCUUAUUUGAA